This is a messenger RNA of Punctularia strigosozonata HHB-11173 SS5, 876 nucleotides long. RefSeq lists its product as uncharacterized. Gene Ontology annotation, molecular function: RNA binding; structural constituent of ribosome. The transcript has 2 exons. The record is from RefSeq and is a predicted model, not a curated record. The coding region runs from base 4 to 720 and encodes 238 amino acids. Gene Ontology annotation, cellular component: ribosome; cytosolic large ribosomal subunit. Gene Ontology annotation, biological process: ribosomal large subunit assembly; cytoplasmic translation. NCBI's taxonomy places the organism in Eukaryota, Fungi, Basidiomycota, Agaricomycetes, Corticiales, Punctulariaceae.
CAGAUGGCCCGCAGCAAGGAAAUCGCCCCGGGCGUAGGUCGCCUCUCCCGCUCCCAGGUCUUCGCCAAGCGAGGCCUCUUCAAGGGCGUCAAAAAGUCCGAAACCAAGCCUGCAGCGGAGACCCCCGCGUACAAGGAGGUUCCGGUGAAGGGCGAGAAGAACGGCGGUACACGGCUUGUCCCCACAUCGAAGGCGUCCCGUUUCUACCCCUCAGACGACGUCCGACAGCCCAAGAAGAGCCGCAAGGUUGCGAAGCCGACGAAGCUGCGGUCAUCCAUCACUCCUGGCACUGUCCUCAUCCUCCUCGCGGGUCGUUUCAGGGGGAAGCGUGUGGUCUUCUUGAAGCAGCUCGACAGCGGCCUGCUCCUGGUUACCGGUCCAUACAAGGUUAACGGCGUCCCUCUCCGUAGGGUCGCUCAAGCCUACGUUAUUGCCACUUCUACGAAGGUGGAUCUCGGCGACUACAAGGUUGACGAGAAGAUCAACGACGCUUACUUUGCCAAGCCAUCGUCCAAGGCAAAGACAUCCGCGGAGGAGGAAUUCUUCUCUGAGGGCAAGCCCAAGGAGAAGGAGGCGUUCCCCGAGUCGAAGGCGGCGGACCAGAAGGAGGUUGACAAGGCCGUCAUCGCCGCCGUUGCCAAGACGGAGAACCUCGCCAAAUACCUCAAAUCGACGUUCGGACUUUCCAAGGGACAGUUCCCCCACGAACUGGUCUUCUAGUCGGUCGUUAGUGAGGGACGGGGUAGUCGGCCAUCUUCACGAUAUGCUGUUCCAUGAUCGAUCUAUGCAUCACAAAAUGCACGUUUAUAUGGCAAUUUUUGUACUAUUUUCUCCUGAGGAUCUGCCUGCGUCAAGAUGGACAAGACACUUAACUCG